Molecule: messenger RNA, 996 nt
Organism: Penicillium cinerascens
Lineage: Eukaryota; Fungi; Ascomycota; Eurotiomycetes; Eurotiales; Aspergillaceae
Product: Sulfite reductase subunit beta
Exons: 2
Coding region: 1-996 (331 amino acids)
Biological process (GO): sulfate assimilation
Cellular component (GO): sulfite reductase complex (NADPH)
Molecular function (GO): heme binding; sulfite reductase (ferredoxin) activity; iron-sulfur cluster binding
Source: RefSeq, a predicted model, not a curated record
AUGGGUUCCACCCACAACAACAAGAAGACUUAUCCCCAGACCGGCCGCAUGUUCGGCUUCUUCCCCAAGGAGCACAUUCACCUUGCUUGCGAGAAGAUCAUGCUCGUGCAGCGUGACAACGGUGACCGCAAGAACCGUAAGCACGCGCGUCUCAAGUAUACCAUUGACGACAUGGGUGUCGAUGUCUUCAAGAGCAAGGUCGAGGAGCUUCUGCCCGAUGGCAUGAAGUUCAGCGAGCCCCGCCCCUUCAAGUUCGACUCCAACGUCGAUACCUUUGGCUGGCAGAAGGAUGAGAAGGGUAUGAACCACUUCACCUUCUUCAUCGAGAACGGUCGUAUUGAGGACACUGCCGAGUUUGCCAUGCGCACCGGUCUCCGCGAGUUGGCUCAGCUCAACAAGGGCGAGUUCCGCCUCACUGGUAACCAGCACUUGAUCAUCUCCAACGUCACCGAUGAGGAUCUGCCCACGAUCAAGGAGGUCAUGGCCAAGUACAAGCUGGACAACACCAACUUCUCUGGUAUGCGUCUGUCUUCCUCUGCCUGUGUCGCUUUCCCCACUUGCGGUCUCGCCAUGGCUGAGUCCGAGCGUUACCUCCCCGUCUUGAUCUCCAAGCUCGAGUCCACCCUCGAGGAGAACGGUCUCGGCCGUGAAAGCAUCGUCAUGCGUAUGACCGGUUGCCCCAACGGCUGUGCUCGCCCCUGGCUUGCUGAGGUUGCCUUCGUCGGCAAGGCUUACGGUGCCUACAACAUGUACCUGGGUGGUGGCUACCACGGUCAGCGCCUGAACAAGCUCUACCGCUCUUCAAUUAAGGAGGACGAGAUCCUCGAUAUCAUGAAGGAUCUGCUCAAGCGCUACGCCCAGGAGCGCAACACCGACGGCGAGACUCCUGAGCGCUUCGGUGACUUCUGCAUCCGUGCCGGCAUCAUCAAGGCAACAACAAAUGGAACGAACUUCCACGAGGGCGUUGCCGAAGAGGACGAGGAAGAAGAGGAGUAA